CACCUCUAGGCAGCUAACACGCGUCUCACGGGCGAGCUACCUCUUCCGGGGUGCCCAGACAAGUUCCGGAUCAAGAACCACGAAGCAACCAGUCAUUCUUCUUGCCACACCCACAGGGCCGGCAUCAAGAGCCGAACUGAAAUCCUGCAAGGAUCAACCGAGGCUGCCCAAAGGCAGGGAGGGAACGUUUCUCCUUUGGAGGCGGUCUCCGGGGGUGGGGAGACUGGACCGGAAGUGACGUGAACGAGUUCCGGUUGGCCGGAGCCCAGCGGCGGGUGUGAGAGUCGGUCAGGAGCCGCUUCCAGGAUCCUGAGAUCCGGAGAAGCCGGGGUCGGAGCGGCUCCUCAAGAGUUACUGAUCUAUGAAAUGGCAGAGAAUGGAAAAAACUGUGACCAGAGACGUGUAGCAAUGAACAAGGAACAACAUAAUGGAAGUUUCACAGACCCCUCUUCCAUGAAUGAAAAGAAGAGGAGGGAUCGGGAAGAAAGGCAGAAUAUUGUCCUGUGGAGACAGCCACUCAUUACCUUGCAGUAUUUUUCUCUGGAAAUCCUUGUAAUCUUGAAGGAAUGGACCUCAAAAUUAUGGCAUCGUCAAAGCAUUGUGGUGUCUUUUUUACUGCUGCUUGCCGUGCUUAUAGCUACGUAUUAUGUUGAAGGAGCACAUCAACAGUAUGUGCAACGUAUAGAGAAACAGUUUCUUUUGUAUGCCUACUGGAUAGGCUUAGGAAUUUUGUCUUCUGUUGGGCUUGGAACGGGGCUGCACACCUUUCUACUUUAUCUGGGUCCACAUAUAGCCUCAGUUACACUUGCUGCUUAUGAAUGCAAUUCAGUUAAUUUCCCUGAACCACCCUAUCCUGAUCAGAUUAUUUGUCCAGAUGAAGAGGGCGUUGAAGGAACCAUUUCUUUAUGGAGUAUAAUAUCAAAAGUUAGGAUUGAAGCCUGCAUGUGGGGUAUUGGUACGGCAAUCGGAGAGCUGCCUCCAUAUUUCAUGGCCAGAGCCGCUCGCCUCUCAGGUGCUGAACCAGAUGAUGAAGAAUAUCAGGAAUUUGAAGAGAUGCUGGAACAUGCAGAGACUGCACAAGACUUUGCCUCCCGGGCUAAACUGGCAGUUCAAAACCUAGUACAGAAGGUUGGAUUUUUUGGAAUUUUGGCCUGUGCUUCAAUUCCAAAUCCUCUAUUUGAUCUGGCUGGAAUAACAUGUGGACAUUUUCUGGUACCUUUUUGGACCUUCUUUGGUGCCACCCUGAUUGGAAAAGCAAUAAUUAAAAUGCACAUCCAGAAAAUUUUUGUUAUAAUAACAUUCAGCAAGCACAUAGUGGAACAGAUGGUGACUUUCAUUGGUGCUGUCCCCGGCAUAGGUCCAUCUCUGCAGAAGCCAUUCCAGGAAUACCUGGAGGCUCAGCGGCAAAAGCUUCACCACCGAAGCGAAAUGGGCACACCACAGGGAGAAAACUGGUUGUCCUGGAUGUUUGAGAAGUUGGUCGUUGUGAUGGUGUGUUACUUCAUCCUGUCUAUCAUUAACUCCAUGGCACAAAGUUAUGCCAAACGAAUCCAGCAACGGUUGAACUCAGAGGAGAAAACUAAAUAAGCAGAGAAAGUUUUUAACUACAGAAAUUGGAAUGGAUGGGUUCUGCCUUAAAUUGGGAGGAUUCCAAAGCAGGAAGGAAAAUUGCCUUUUCCAACCUGUAUCAAUUUUAAAAACUUUUUUCCUGAAAACAGUUUAGUCCAUAUUUUGCACUGACAUACUUUUCCUUUGUGUGUUAAGGUAAGGUAUCCACCCUCAAAUCAAUCCUCGUCGUAUUUCAUUAGGGUGGAAUGUGAUAUUCAGCAGCAAACUUAACAGAAAUUGGCCUUCUAUUUGUUACUUCUCAAAAGGCCCACAUGGUACAAUUAGAGUAUUCCCACCACACAAAAAAAGUUCCUAAGUAUGUUAAAUAUGUCAAGCUUUUGAGGCUUGUGACAAAUGAUUGCUUUGUUUUUCUAAGUCAUCAAAAUGUAUAUAAAUUAUCUAGAUUGGAUAACAGUCUUGCAUGUCUAUCAUGGUACAAUUUAAUAUGCUGUCCUGCCCAACCCUUCCUUUCCCACCCUCAAGAAAGGCCAUAUGAUGCAUUGCACACCCUCUGGGGAAACUGAUCUUUAAAUUUUGAGACAGUAUAAGGAAAAUCUGGUUGGUGUCUCAUAAAUGAGCAGACACCAUUUUUUAUUCUGUAUAUUUAGAAUGAAGUCAUGAAAAAACUUUAUAAAGACAUCUUUGAUCAUUCCAAAAUUGUGUCCGUUUUCUUGAGCGUUUUGGUUUUUUACUUCCUUUUAGCUUCUACCUACGGAAUGGCAGCCUUGCCAAAUCCACCUACAACCAGGAUUUCUUAAUUCUUCCUUUAUUUGCAUGAAAGAACCACCACCAAGGCAUCUUUUGUUAUGCUGAAAUUGGGUGGCUACACACUGCUAAAUGGCACCUCUGGGAUUGGCCUAGCCUGGGGAUUUUCUUGGUUUUGAAAACUGGAGAGGAGAGGUGAUGAUAUACAAAUCAAAGGACUUUGGAGAAAGAGAUUAGUAUUUUCAAUGAUUGUUUUUCUAAGCCACGCUUUCUCAUAUGUGUUAAUUUUUGCUAGCAUGUACUCUGGUUUUAACAAAUUUACUUUCAUAUGUAACCCGAUUUUCAUACCUUUCUGUAAGUGUUUUAUUCUUAAUGUGAUUUUUUUUUUCCUUUAGGAAAAUUGAUACUGACAUUGUGUCAGAAUAGAAUUGGGGUUAAAUCUCAACAGGCCAGAAAUGCCUGGUUUGUUUUACCAAAUCCUGCCUGAAUGUCUGCUUGUUUUGCCUACCGUCGUGACAUCUCCAUGGCUGUACCACCUUGUCGGGUAGCUUAUCAGACUGAUGUUGACUGUUGAAUCUCAUGGCAACAGCAGUCGAUGGGCUGUCUGACAUUUUGGUAUCUUUCAUCUGACCAUCCAUAUCAAAUGUUGUCAUUCAGACAUUACCCAGCAUCAUGGUUUACAGUCAGAAACUCUGGUCCUUAUGUCUAGUGGCACUUAGACUCCUUUAUGCCAUGAUAUUGCAGCAGUAUUGACAGAGUAUUUUAUGGGAAAUUGGGAUAGUGGCCAUGACCACAACUGAAUAAAUAAAGGACAAGUAACCUGCCUUGUGAGUUUUGAAAAGAUUAUACUUUUUAACAAUCUUUCCCUGCAACCCACCAGGGACUUUGUAUCUAGCAGUAUAAAAAGCAGUACUCAAAUGCUUUAUUCUAAAUAGAUUCACAUUAACACAAUAUUUUAGAUUCUUUAGAGAGUUAGUCUGAGUUCCUACGUAGGCCUCUAAUUGUGUUUCAUCUCCUUCACCUGCAUUUUAUUUGGUGUUUGUCUAAAGAAAGGAAAGAGGAAAGCAAAUAUAAAUUGUACUGUAUUUUACUAAAUCCUUGGGGUUUAUUGGUAAAUUGUUUCAGGGUAGUAUAUUACAAAAAGAAAAACUUUGUUUUCUAGGCUGAAUGUCUAAUUGAUAAAUACAUUUGACUUAAUGAUGACCAUUUAUUCACCAUCUUGCAAAUGAAUUCACUUUGAAAACAAAUGAAGAGCAGCUCUCCUGCUUUCCUCCUUUAAGUGUUCAGGUGUGGCACGCUCAGAUGUUCCUGCUGGAUUCCAGCUGGAGCAGUGUGAUACCCUGGGGUUCAGUGGUUGGUUUGUUUGCUCCUUUCUUGUACUUCUACGUGGCUACAUGAUCCCAAAGAUACACAGUAAUUCCAGCUGAUGGAGACGAGAAAAUUUGCAAGCAGAUGGUUUGAUAUUACUGUAAAUAAAAAGAGGGCCUGGGAAUUCCGAUUCCAUCUCUG
Lemur catta (Ring-tailed lemur) is the source of this 3822-nucleotide messenger RNA. RefSeq names its product vacuole membrane protein 1 (gene VMP1). The coding region runs from base 367 to 1587 and encodes 406 amino acids. The record is from RefSeq and is a predicted model, not a curated record. Gene Ontology annotation, cellular component: endomembrane system; membrane; endoplasmic reticulum. Lineage: Eukaryota; Metazoa; Chordata; Mammalia; Primates; Lemuridae. Gene Ontology annotation, biological process: autophagy; Golgi organization. The transcript is spliced from 12 exons.